Botrytis porri is the source of this 1587-nucleotide messenger RNA. RefSeq lists its product as uncharacterized. The coding region runs from base 1 to 1587 and encodes 528 amino acids. The record is from RefSeq and is a predicted model, not a curated record. NCBI's taxonomy places the organism in Eukaryota, Fungi, Ascomycota, Leotiomycetes, Helotiales, Sclerotiniaceae. The transcript is spliced from 6 exons.
AUGGCAUCCUCCAAUUCACCAAAUCCCCUCUCUCCACGUAAAAUUUUACCGCUUCCCAGUAGACCACGAAACAGGCCAACGUCGAAAAACAGGCAAAGUUCGGACCCCAGAUCUUCCUCUAGUAUUGAGGCGGACGAACAUGCUGCAACACGAGAGUGUUCAAAAGACGAGCGCACAGCUGCAGACCAUCAGAUUGAAAGAAGCGACAGCCCAAAAUCGCAAGAUGAUUCCAUGUCUGUCACUACUCUGCUUGUAUCAAGAGUUCGUACAGAGAGCGCCGUAACUCCCAAAACUUUGGAGAAAGAAGGAACUCAAGAUACACCAACUCGAAACGCAAAUUUGAAGCCCGUUGCGACACCAGAUCAUGAAUUGCUCCAGCCUCUGCAUACACUAGAAACAGAAACAAAAUUACAACAAGCUAUGGCUCAGAAAAUCUUCCUGAAGUCGUGGAAGACUCUCACUAUACAUUUUCCUCUGAUGGCAUUGAAGUGCGGGGUUGUACCACCCCGCAAAUCAGCCACUCCCGAAGAUCGUCCGAAGGUUCAUUUGUUGAUAGCGAAUUAUCGGACGAAGACGCGGUUGAAGACGAAGAGGCACCAGACCAUUGCUAUACUAGGUGCAUUAGGAGAGGGAAAAAGUAGUAUAAUCAACUCGCUUCUACAUGUGACAGAGCUUGCUAGGACUAGCGAUGAAGGUUCUGCUUGUACUUCCGUUGUCACAGAGUACAGACAAAUGAAGAAUAGUACCCUCGAACCGUUUUCAAUUGAGGUAGAGUAUCUUUCCAAACCAGAGCGUCAAGAGAUGGUGGAAGAAUUGUUGUUGAAUUAUCGACAAAUACUUUUACCAGAUUCAGAUAAUGAAGGCAAUGCGCUUGAUUCUGCUGAACGGCCACGUAUCGAAAGAGAAUCCGCAGUGGCAUGGUCGGCUCUUGAGGCAUUGUUUAGCCAACAAGAAGAGUUCGAUGUCAGUUUCCUGAGCGACAAUUCGAAAGGUUCAUUUGAGAGGAUCAAGAGCAAAUUGUUAGAAUUGAUGCAUAAAAUAAAGUUUCCUGUAGAUAGUGAGUCUGGGUUAUGGAAAGCUAGUGCGCAUACUUCUGAUGAAUGUCAAGAACUAACCAGUGUCUUCAUGGAGGAUAAGCUAUGGCCAUUCACCAAGAUUAUUCGGGUCUACCUUGACGCCGAAGUGCUGAAAACAGGCGUUGUCCUCGCUGAUCUACCAGGUCUACAAGAUACUAAUUUAGCGCGUGUUCGAGCAACACAGAAGUACUUGCAGAGUUGUGAUCAUGUCUUCAUCGCAACCAAAAUUUCUAGAGCAAUUACUGAUACAACCCUAAAGUCAGCAUUAUAUAGUGAGCUCAAACGCCAUGUUCCGCUUGCGUGGGAGGAAUCGGGAGGCACCAAUAUCAAUUUCAAAUUGGCUGUUAUAUGCACAAGGUCAGAUGAUAUCAACCCAAAGACGGCAAAGAGGACUUUCGUUGGUGAUGGAAAAGAGAUAUCUUUGAUGGACCUGAAUUCGAUUGACAAAGAUAUCGAGAACGCGAAGCGCAAGGGUGAAAAAAGCCUAAAAGAAAAGCUCGAACGAAAGUGA